AUGGGCCUCGGGUCGCUCGUGGCCGGCCCCUUUUCGGAAACCUUUGGCCGCAACGCCGUCUACGCCGGCUCCAUGGCGGUCUUCAUGAUCUGGAUUAUGGCCUCCGGACUCGCGCCCAACUUUGGCGCCCAGAUCACCUUCCGCUUCCUGGCCGGGUGCUCCGCCUCGACGCCGCUGGUGUGCUCUGGCGGCUCGAUCGCGGACAUGUACAACCGCCUCGAGAAGACGUGGAGCUUCCCGCUGUAUGCCAUCACAUGCUUCGGCGGGCCGAUGGUCGGCGCCGUCAUGGGUGCUUACAUCGGCCCCUCCAACGUCGUGAGCUGGCGAUGGACCGAGUGGACGGUGCUGAUCUCCUCGGGCCUCGUGCUGGUCCUGGUACUUCUCUGCAUGCCCGAGACCUACGGCCCGCUGCUUCUCCAGUGGAAGGCCGCCCACUACCGGCGGAUCACUGGCGACGGCCGUUUCCGCUCCGAACACGAGAUCGUCGAUGCUACUCUCUUCAGCCGCCUCAAGACCAGCAUGACGAGGCCGUUCCUCAUGCUCACGGAACCCAUCAUCAUGGCCAUGACGCUGUACAUAACCGUCGUCUACAUCGUCCUCUUCACGUUUCUCGUCGGAUGGCCCUACAUCUUCGAGUACACCUACGGCCUCGAUCAGGGCCUCGCCAACAUCGUCUUCGUCGCCAUGUUUGCGGGUACGCAAAUCAACUUCGCUUUCGUGCCGCUCAUCUACUCGAUGACGGUAAAGCGAGUCAAGAACGGCGUGCAUGACACGAGUUUCAAACCGGAGAUCCGUCUCUGGUACGCCAUGUUCGGCGCCGCCGUCUCCGUCCCCGUCUCCCUCUUCUGGCUCGGGUGGACAAAUUUUGCCAGCAUCAGCAUCUGGUCCGCCAUUUUCGCAGUCAUUGUCUUCGGCUACGGUGUGACCGGCAUCUUCAUCUGCGUGUACAUGUACAUCAUCGACUCGUACGAGAUAUACUCAGCGUCGGCUCUCACGUUUGUCGCCCUGAUCAGGUACAUGGUUGCGGGAGGCAUCACCGUGGUUGGGAUACCGUUUUACGAGAACCUGGGUACGCACUACGCCCUGACGAUUCUCGCAUGUAUAUCAGGGGUGCUCGCGCCGAUACCUUACAUCUUGUACCACUACGGUAGCUGGAUCCGAGCCAAAAGUCGGUUUGCGGUGUCGAUGUAG
Messenger RNA from Colletotrichum destructivum, 1191 nucleotides. RefSeq names its product Putative major facilitator superfamily, MFS transporter superfamily. The record is from RefSeq and is a predicted model, not a curated record. Gene Ontology annotation, cellular component: plasma membrane. Gene Ontology annotation, molecular function: transmembrane transporter activity. The transcript has a single exon. Gene Ontology annotation, biological process: transmembrane transport. NCBI's taxonomy places the organism in Eukaryota, Fungi, Ascomycota, Sordariomycetes, Glomerellales, Glomerellaceae. Bases 1 to 1191 code for a protein of 396 amino acids.